Messenger RNA from Talaromyces proteolyticus, 1038 nucleotides. RefSeq names its product PWI domain-containing protein. The transcript has 5 exons. The coding region runs from base 1 to 1038 and encodes 345 amino acids. The record is from RefSeq and is a predicted model, not a curated record. Gene Ontology annotation, molecular function: RNA binding. Gene Ontology annotation, cellular component: spliceosomal complex. Gene Ontology annotation, biological process: mRNA processing; regulation of mRNA splicing, via spliceosome. NCBI's taxonomy places the organism in Eukaryota, Fungi, Ascomycota, Eurotiomycetes, Eurotiales, Trichocomaceae.
AUGGGCAGCAAUGUGGACGCAAAGCUGCUUAGGCAGACAAAGUUCCCACCGGAGUUCAGCAAAAAGGUGGACAUGACCAAAGUGAACAUUGAGGUCAUGAAAAAGUGGAUCGCCGGGAAACUCUCAGAAGUUCUUGGAGACGAAGAUGAUGUUAUCAUCGAGCUAUGUUUUAAUCUCCUUGAAUCCUCGCGAUUUCCCGAUAUUAAAUCCCUUCAGAUUCAGCUCACGGGUUUCUUGGACAAGGAUACGCCUAAAUUCUGCCAAGAACUCUGGAACCUCUGCCUAAGCGCCCAAUCUAGCCCUCAAGGCGUCCCCAGGGAGUUACUAGAAGCGAAGAAACUGGAGUUGAGACAAGAGAAGCUGGACGCCGAGAAAGCUGCCCAGGAAGCACGUGAACGCAAAGAAAAAGAACUAGAACGAGAACGAGAAAUCGAGAGCAUUCGGCAAAGGGAGAGGGCCGACCGAGACAGGGGCUUCCGAGGUGGUAGAGGUGGUCGGGACUAUGCACGCAGGAGCUCCCGGUCGCCGCGUCGUCGGAGUCCAGAUCGUCGUGGUCCUCCUCCACGUCGCGAGUUUGAUUCAUAUGUACCACGAGGCGGCGGACGUGGCCGUCGAUACUCUAGAUCACAUCACCUCCCCGCCGUUCAUACCGCUCGGAUAGACGUGAUCGAAGACGUCCGCGAUCCUUUAGCAGGUCUCCAUCCCCAGGUGGAAGGGGGUACAGAAGAAACAGGCGACAAAGCCCGUCUUACGGUGAUGCUCGAGAUAGAUCUGCUGCCCGCAGUGAUUCGUCACGCUCACCUAGUCCCAGAAGAAUUCGACGACGAAACACAUCUUCCCGUAGCCGAUCUCGUUCACCGCCGCCACGAACCCAAAAGCGAAGACAUCGCUCUCCAUCUAGAUCAACGUCUCGGCGGCCCCGAAGAGAUGACCGUGCGAAACGAUCAAUAUCUAUUGACUCGCGAGACCGUGCAAGAAAGGAUUCAAAGGCUGAUAUUGCUAUCAAAAGCCAGUAUUCCAAAGAUGACCGCCGCUUGA